Molecule: messenger RNA, 1415 nt
Organism: Gaeumannomyces tritici R3-111a-1
Lineage: Eukaryota; Fungi; Ascomycota; Sordariomycetes; Magnaporthales; Magnaporthaceae
Exons: 2
Coding region: 354-1058 (234 amino acids)
Source: RefSeq, a predicted model, not a curated record
CGAAUUCUUUCGUAGCCAGACGAUCUCCUUUCUGUGUUGGGCGGUUUCCUGGUCCGAACCGGGUCGAAUCUUCAGAACAUCGUCAGUUCUGAUCUGCCACUGGAAGAUAUCGUGCCGUGCAGCCGUAGCCUGUUCUCUUUGAGGCAGGUCUACCGUUCGUUUCGUAGCCUGUUCUCUUCGAGGCAGGUCUACCCUUCGUUUCGCUCUCUCCACCGCCGUAGCCUGUUCUCUUUGAGACAGGUCUACCGUCUGUUUCGCUCGCUCGACCGCCCUCACCAGCCCUCUCCCAACUGGAAGUUCCCUUACCGCAUCCUUCGCCUGGUUUCUUCGAAGCAGGUAAUACCACCACCACGAUGGCUUCCAACAGCUAUACGACGAGUUAUUUCGUCCCCGGUCCGCGCUCGGAUCGUACCAUCCCGGACAGCGACGCUCCGUCGUCCCAGGACACAAACCCGCCGUGGGAGUGCGAACAGCCCCAGGACCAGCCAUCGCCGGUGCAUACCAUCCCGGACAGCGACGCUCCGUCGUCCCAGGACACAAACCCGCCGUGGGACUACGAUCCGCUGUGCACGACCGUGGGCUCCAGCGCAGCGCCUGUCCCGACCACUCCAGCCCAAGCCCCGUCGGAGCCUACACGCCGCAUAACGAGGUCAGCCGCAAAGCUUGCCGCCAAGACCCCUGAUGCGAGCACGGCAGCUGUGAUCGCGGCACCUGUCACUCCCGCGACCCUGCCCCCGAUCGCGCCGGCCACCGUCCCUGCCUCUGCUGCCGAGCCCGUUGGCCGACACACCCCCGCGACCAAGAGCCAGACCGUCUCGCAUACGGUAGGCACCUCGGCUGCCGAAGACGCCGACGACCUCGCCCCUACGGUACAGGCACCGGCCAAGCGCAAGAGCACCGCACUCCCGACGCCCGUGACCGAGCCCCCUCGCCGAAGCAAACGCGUGAAGAAGACGGUGUCGUAUGUGGUCGACCCAUUGGCUGCCGACGGCGACGACGGCGACGACGAGGACGCUGCCUCCCCCACUGCCCAAGUUGCGUCCGCUCGCCCUCAUUAGACCCCCAGAUCUGUGUCCGGCAAGAAGCGUGUGGCUCGCAAGGCUGCCGCUGGCCCGUCCACCACUGCCGACGACGAUUUCGCACCGGAGUCGGAACCAGAGGACGCCGUAGAGCCUGCUCAGUCCGCAAAAUGUAAAUACAUUUACUGUCUUUGUCCUUUUUGUCGCGUUUCUGCUUUAAGUCAAGCGCCUUGCUGCAUGUCGCGGCUUGCGUCUGUUGGCUAUUCCUGUGCGUGAGCCGGUGUCAGCGACGCUGGUGUUACGAUGUUCCGGUGUGCUAUAGCGUGAGCGACGCAAUUCAGUUCAUCACCAGCCCACUAGUGGCUGGUCUGCCCGCAAGUGUGCAAAUGAUCCUGG